AUGGCGAACAACGUUAAGACGGAAGCAGUUUCGGGAGAGGAUAUUAUUACUACUUAUCUUUCAGGGGACAUAAAUGGUUUGCUAACGUACAAUAAACUAUGUAAGGCUAUUGAUUUUUUGAACCAGUGGCACUCACAAGCAGUCAUUGACUUUCUUCGUCAAUUUGUGGACAUCGCCCACCUUUUUGAUCAUCGCUGUAAACAGCUCGUGUUCAAAUUUGUUCAACUUGAUUGGCAGUUUGUUCCGAGUGAAAUUCGACCUCAGUUCGUGAAACUUCUUCGAGAUAUUGGUGUACAAUACAUUUGUCAUACUGAACCGGUUAUAAAAUGUUUCGUGGGACACCUGUUUGCUAAAGUUCAAUCUCUUUCUAUUACUAAUCAAAAUCAAGAAAGUAAAAACUUGGUAGAAAGAAAUAACACUGCGUGUGCUCUAUGUCUCGCAGAGGAAGAACAGGAAAAUAUAUACAAAUUGGCAAGUGAUGGAUUGGCAUUUAUAGUGAAGUGUUUUCCUCUGGCAAUGAAAAUUCUCGUCAAAAGUAUUCGUCAACGUUUUCCGCAUCAUUCGGUACCAUCAAUUCGAUAUGUUAGUUAUGUAAAAAAUCUUAUAUUAAUAUGUCAAAAUAUCCCGCAGUGUCGAGAGGAUAUUUUUUGCAUCAUUACUGACGGUCUUGCUCAACUCGAUGCAGUGUUAACGAAGGCAGAAAAUUCAAAAAGGAAAGAGGAUAGCUUUGAUGGUGGUCUGAAUAUAUUUUUAUUGGAUGAGGAAUAUGAAAUGAAAGUUAAUGAAGUGCGAGAUAAUAAUGAUAAGGUGGAGAAGCUGGACACUUGCAUGUGUAUUAUGUUCGAUUAUAUAGGAAAACUUUGCAGUUUGGGGGAGCCAACAGAAAUAGAUUGUGAUUAUUUUCCGUCAGUAUCCAGACAAAAAAAAGUAUUGAAGGAAUUAUUAAUUGUAUUCGAGGAGCAUCUUUUAAUGGCACAUGGUUUGAAAAACAUACCGUUCCUUUGGUUCUACGUUUGCAGUUUUGAUGAGAGUUAUCAAAAACAUUUUCUGAGCUGGUUAUGGAGUUUCAUUACUCGAUUGAACCAGACGCCUAAUGAUUGGAAGAAAGCGCAGGGUGCUGCUUGUUAUAUCGGUAGCAUCCUUUCUCGUGCUUCAUACAUUAAUCUCAGUACAGCGAUGCAGUGGUUGGAAGUAUUGUCACAUUGGUGUACUACUUACGUGAAUGAAAUGGUUGAUCGAACAACUAGUGCAACAGUGGGUUCGACUCGACAUGGAACGUUCUAUGCUGUCUUCCAGGCCUUUCUUAUUGUGUUUUGUUUUCGAUAUCGUGAGAUAGUACAAGCACAAGAGAUGGCCAAAAUACAUCACUGGGGACUGGGACAUAUUGUCCACAGCACACUGGAGCCUUUGUCGUGUAUUAGCCAUCCAGUCGCUUUAUGUUUUGCAACAAUAAGCAGGUCUAUGCAGCUUAUUUAUGUGAACCAUAUUUUACCAGCAAAACCAGCAGAGAUGAUGCCUUUCGAGCCUCAUUUUCCAUUUGACUCUUAUAGUUUGGAGAGGUCGCUGUCUUUUAUUGCACCGCUUAUGCGGAAAUUUUCACCUCUUGCUGAAGAUGUGAGUACUCUGGAAAAUGAAUUAUUAUGGAAAAAUGUUAUCGAGAGUAUGGAUUACCACACUUAUGAGGAAGACAAUGGCUCGUGGGAAUUUCUUGAUGAUAUUAGGCGAGACCAAAAUGAGUUCGAACAAGUCGAAGAAAAGAAUUCUUCUCUCAAAAUUGCCAAUGAAUUUUUAACUCUUUAUUCAUCAUCACCUGGACUAAAACAGUUCAAAAUUUCACCUUUUCUAGGCGCUGAUCAAUAA
Messenger RNA from Cercopithifilaria johnstoni, 1860 nucleotides. The record is from the annotation of a GenBank genome assembly. Lineage: Eukaryota; Metazoa; Nematoda; Chromadorea; Rhabditida; Onchocercidae.